Molecule: messenger RNA, 642 nt
Organism: Entrophospora sp. SA101
Lineage: Eukaryota; Fungi; Glomeromycota; Glomeromycetes; Entrophosporales; Entrophosporaceae
Source: the annotation of a GenBank genome assembly
AUGAAAAGGCUUACAAAUGAUUUAAACAGAUACAAACAAGUAAUUAGCCACAAUAAAUUGCAUACAGAAAACGAAAAACUUGCAAAUGAUUUAAACAGAAACAAACAAAAUAAAUAUCAGCAAGAAAUUGAGCCCAAAUACACAGAAAAAAUCAACAACUUAAAUAAUAAUUUAGACAGACAUCAACAUGAAAUCAAUACCUUAAAUAACAAUAUAUCCUGUUCAAAAGCAAAUUAUGGAUUAGAGGCUAUAAAUGAUAAAUUAAGAAAAGAAGCCUCAUCAUAUCAAUUAGCUUUAGAAGAUACAUUAUAUUUCCAUUUAAGUUCUUUUAUAAAUAUUGAUAAUGAUAAAAUUCAAGGAGAAAUUCUUGAAUAUAUUGAUAAUUGUCUUGAAAUUAAGGAAGAUGAUGAUCUAAACAAUCCUAAUAAUCAGGAAAAAUAUAAUAAUGUGAUUAAAGCUAUUCCAACAAAAAUACGUCAACAAGACAAUAUUAAAAGAAAGAAUAUAGAAGAUAUGGCAGAAAAUCUUAUCAAAGAUAUAACUAGAAUAUUUAAAUUUCGACAAUGGGAUGAUGAAUGUUUGGAUGAUUAUGUUGUGGAUAUGUGUUAUUUUCCUUUGAGUGGAAUGGAAUUGAUGAUUUGA